Messenger RNA from Babjeviella inositovora NRRL Y-12698, 532 nucleotides. RefSeq lists its product as uncharacterized. Bases 80 to 388 code for a protein of 102 amino acids. The transcript has a single exon. Lineage: Eukaryota; Fungi; Ascomycota; Pichiomycetes; Serinales. The record is from RefSeq and is a predicted model, not a curated record.
AGAAAACACAAAAAUCUAAAAAAAAAGUACCAAAUUACGAGUGUAGAUGAGACGCCGAGAAGGAAAGUGUCGGAGUUUAAUGUCGCAAAGCACAUCAAGCGUGCUUUGGAUGAACCUCAUUCGGGAGGAUCUGGUUCUGUCAAAUGAACUAAGAAAACAUACACCGUUUGGUCUCCGCGACCCAUUCGGAAACGGCACAGUGAUUGUGGACAAGCAUGUUACGAGACACUUGUACGGGGUUCCAGAACCAACGGUAAUGUUCGCCAGCAGUGACGUUCUGUGCCCAGCGAUUCUUGGAAUGCCCUUUGUGGAGGAGCACAUGGAUCUUGCCGAUAUCAAAGCCAGACCGCUUAGAGAUUCAGUUGAUGUUCCCCAGUUAAGCUUGUAGGGCUUAACCAAAUCCAACUCGACUUACGGGACGUCGAUGAGCAUGGAUGGGUCUCUGUGAUAUAGAAGACCCCCGGUACGUGCUGAGUGCCGGACUAGGAUGAUAUAGAGUGGUUGGAACGGUUGGGAACUGAGUUUCCAGACA